AUGAACACUCUGUGCACUGGUUUUCAGGGAAAGGGAAAAAUGAAGGUGGCACCAUCAUUGAUUGUGGUCAUUGUGACCCUUGCUGCUUGCUUCUUGUCUAGUGAAUGUCACAGAAGACACAAGGGUCCACACCACCAUGGGCCUCAGGGCCCAUUUCCACCAGGAGGAAGCAAGCCACCAGGAUCACAUCCCCGUCCUCCUUCCCAUUCUCCUCCCAAUGCAUCUUUCCCAGACCCAUUUCCUCCUUUCAAUCGGCCUCCCUUUCCUCCUAACCACCACCCUCAUCCCAAUGGGACUCACCCUCCAAAACCAGAGCCAUCUCCAUUCCCUGGACCUCCUGUCUCUUCUUCUCCUCCUCCUCCUCCUUUUAAUAACUCUUCUCCACAACCCAGCACCACUGCUGCUGUCAACACCACUCCUGCUCCCUCUAAUGCCACUUCCUCUCCCAUCCCAUCUGAUAGCCCUUAA
Dromiciops gliroides (monito del monte) is the source of this 468-nucleotide messenger RNA. RefSeq names its product U1 small nuclear ribonucleoprotein C-like. The transcript is spliced from 2 exons. The record is from RefSeq and is a predicted model, not a curated record. The coding region runs from base 1 to 468 and encodes 155 amino acids. Lineage: Eukaryota; Metazoa; Chordata; Mammalia; Microbiotheria; Microbiotheriidae.